Oncorhynchus tshawytscha (Chinook salmon) is the source of this 1733-nucleotide messenger RNA. RefSeq names its product restin homolog. The transcript is spliced from 4 exons. Bases 242 to 745 code for a protein of 167 amino acids. NCBI's taxonomy places the organism in Eukaryota, Metazoa, Chordata, Actinopteri, Salmoniformes, Salmonidae. The record is from RefSeq and is a predicted model, not a curated record.
CCAAACAUUCCACCUAGCAGGUCGAACCAGUUACAGGUAGACAGACUGCCAUCAGCAACCAGAGGGAGGGAAUGUGAACACACACACUCUCCAACACACACAGGCUGACUACGGGGAUGGUUGAGGAGUGACCGAUCAAGACAGCAGCCAAGAAAGACAAACUGGACCUGACUUGAGCCUCAUCUCUCUCUCCCUCUCUCUUUCUCUACCUCCUUUCUUCUCUCUGUCCUGUCCCAGCAGUAUGCGGGCUGUGUCUGCGCUAGUGUUCCUGGCCGUGGGUGUGAUGGUGGUGUUGAUGUACCAGGCGGUCCGCCAGGAGCUGACUCUGCGGGGUCUUAAAGCCCGCGCUCUGGAGAGCUCCUCUCAGGUCAAGCAGAAGGAGAACGACAUCGUCCAGGUCAAGAUGAAGAUCCAGAAGCUGAAUGGUGAGCUGGAGCCCAUCAACACCAAGAGAGAGGAGCUGACUAAGAAGAAGGAGCAGUCUGCUAAAGACACAGGCGAGGCGGACAAGAGUCUAAAGACCUGUCAUACAGAGAAGGCCGAUGCGGAGAAAAAGAAGACUGAGGCGUCGGCGGCCCUUCAGAAAGUUAAAGAUGAUCAAGAAGCACAGAAGAAGAAAGCUCAGGAGGAGAUCCAGGCGUUGAAACAGCAGAUUCUGGAGCGGGACAAAGCACUGUGUGCCUUUGUGGACCAGACCAAUGAGGAAGGACGGAAGCUGUGUGGAAUCACAGAGGCCCCAAAAUGAAGACUUGGACUAGACUAUCAGCCUCCAUCCCUCCCUCAUGCUUGCCGUGAUGCACACACACCUAUACACAUCAUCGUUGUGCAGCUCAUAACAUUCCCCACCUACAACCACCUUCACUUCACUGUACCUCUCAAUACUCAGGAAAAUAAAAAACAAGAAGGGUUUGGAAAACCCAGUCUGAAUGUCAUGUCUUCAUUACAUACAGUACACUGUUAGUUUAUGUAUGCAGGUAAGGAAGGGAGACAUUACAUUUUUUAAUUAGUGAGUUUCAUCCUUUGGUACAGUACAUUAAUGUAGGAAUGACUGAAAGAGGUUAGGGCUAAUUCCCUCAGAGAUGGAGCAAGGUGUCUCUGAGGUGACUUCUGAAUGUUGCAAAGGUUCUAGAGAAGAGCUCUAAAGAAGUGUGCAGGUGCAUGCCCAUCUGGUUCAAUUGUCUAUUAAAUAUUUAUUAUGCAUUGAUGUAUGAUUGACCUAUAUAGUGUAUAGAUUUAUGAUGGACCUUUAUUGCAUUUGGGUGUGGUGUGCGUAAACCAGAGUAUAACAUUGCCCUGUGUGGGUAAUGGGAAAAUUUCAGAUGAAUAAAGUGAAUAUCCAGUUCACAGUAAUUAACACAAUGAUUAGCAUAUUUACAUGUUUUCCCUUUCUAUAAUACACAUGAUUUCCAAUGUUCUAUUUGUGAGACUUACUUUUGUAUGGGUUGAUGGUCACUAGACCUGAGCUACUGAAGGUACAAGGACCGAGAACACACAGAUUAUUAUUCUAUUGAUGACAUUAUGAACACUGAGUGAUUCUGUAGCAGCCGGCAAAGUCACUGUCUUUGUAUUGACUCCAAGCCCCUCUGGCUGAUAUUUUAGAGAACAUUUUGUACUGUCUGAUUAGAAUAUGAAGGUUCUGUCUCCAAGAGCCCCGUUGGACAUUUUCUAUGCUUCUGUUCUGGAGGUGUCUCCCUGAAUGAUUGUAUUAAACUGGAUCGAUCUGAUUGAUAUUA